GUUAUUAUCUUUUUCUCUCUUCUCCUUUUCCAUGUACAGUCAGCCACAGGAAUAAGUAUAUUGUGGAUUAUAGUAACGUUAGGUUAAGUUAGCAAUAGAAUAGGUUAAACUAGGCUGGGUAAGUUUACAUUAGAGUUAAUUUAAGUUAGGCUGGGUUAAGUUAACAUUAGAUCACAUAUUAAGUUUGUGUUAGGUUAAGUUAGCAUGACGUUAAGUUAAAUUUGGCUAGGUUAAGUUAGCAUUAGAUUAAAUUUAGUUAGUCGAGGGUACGGUGGCGUAGAUAUACAGUAGUUAUUGAUCACAUACGAGAAUAUUAAGAGGGAACAUAUUUACUGUGUCACCGAGAAACUCAAAUCAGUGUGCUUCUUACAGUCGGCGGAAGCACAUGUGAAGGAUGUGGUCUGGUGUUGUAGGGAACUUGUGGCCUGGUGUUGUGGGAGAGUUGUGGCCUGGGGUAGUGAGGAUGAUUUUGUGGCCUGGUGUUGUGGGGAUGAUGUUGUGGCUUGUUGUUGUGGGGGAGUUCUGGCGUGGUGUUAUGGAGAUUAUGUUGUGGCAUGGUGUUGUGGGGGAGUUGUGGCCUGAUGUUGUGGGAGAACUGUGGCGUGGUGUUGCGGGGGAAUUGUGGCGUGGUGUUAUGGAGAUGAUGUUGUGGCUUGGUGUUGUGGGGAAGUUGUGGCAUGGUGUUGUGGGGGAAUUUGUGGGGAUAUCGUGGAGUGAUGUCACGGGGAAGUUGUACCCUGGUAUUGUGUGGAAGUUGUGGUCUGGUAUUGUAUGGUUCUUAUGGUUGAAUAUAAUACCGAUCGUUAAUGGAGAAUCAGUCAGGUGGUACCCAGUUCAAGUCUCAUCUACUAAACUAUCCUUGGCUAGUCCCCAAACCCUUGAUCUGGCUAAUGAGAUCAUCUGUGCUAUGAAGGCGACACACACGACCUGGUCCACUCUCUUCACCUACCACGACACCACAUGUUACCUGUACGGCGUCAACAUCUAUAGUGAGAGCGAUGAUUCCCUAUUAAGUGACACGGUGACCUGCUGGACCCGACUAUCUGGUACAGCACCACGUGUUGACUGUGACGCUGUGAGAGGCUCCGGGGCGACGGAAAACGGAGUCUAUGAUAUUUAUCCCAGCAGUUCCUCAACAGGUGUGAAUGUGUACUGUGAACUUCAGGGGACUUAUGCCUGGACGAUCUUUCUCUCUCGUAACUCCAUCUCAACGCACUACAACUUCACAAGACCCUGGCAAGAUUACAAGAAUGGCUUCGGGGACCCUCUUGGAGAAUAUUGGCUAGGCAAUGAGAACCUCCACGCUGUGACUGGGGGUGGGAAGCAGUACAUCCUGAGGGUGGACGCGACCAGACUGACCGGUGAAUCAGGAACUGGAGAAUGGGACGUGUUCAUCGUGGAUACCGAAAGCAACAACUAUCGAGUCACAAUAACAGGAUAUAACAGCGUCAGCAGUACUCUCGGGGAUGACCUGACUUACAACAGUGGUAUCUUUUUCUCUACAAUCGACGUCGACAAUAGCGGUGGCUGCGUUACUCAGCGUGGAGGUGGCGGCUGGUGGUACUCUGGCUGUAGCUGGGCUCACCCUACAGCACCUCACGGCAACACUGACGGUAGCUCUAGCGUCUUGUCUUGGUACUAUUUCACGCCCACUACUUCAGGCUGGGUAGGACUGAAGCAACUCAAGAUGAUGAUUCGUCCUAAAUAACACUAACCAAAGAUACUUCCUGAAACUAACAUUAAUUAUAAAUUGUAUAAUUAAUAAAAUACAGUAAACAUAUAAUUAACAAAGAUGGUGUAAAUUAAUAUAACACUGUAAAGAUGUAGUUAACAAAGAAGGUAUAAUUUAGUAUAACAUUGCAGUUGUCUCACUUUUCCCUUUAAUCACAUAUAAUAUUGUAGUGGACGUCUCCCCUACAACUGCCUACAACUGCGUAGCCACAGCCACCACACGGCACCUCCACGCAUUCCGACGUGCCGU
Homarus americanus (American lobster) is the source of this 1981-nucleotide messenger RNA. Its product is annotated as tenascin-like. The record is from RefSeq and is a predicted model, not a curated record. Bases 395 to 1708 code for a protein of 437 amino acids. The transcript has 6 exons. NCBI's taxonomy places the organism in Eukaryota, Metazoa, Arthropoda, Malacostraca, Decapoda, Nephropidae.